This is a messenger RNA of Paralichthys olivaceus (Japanese flounder), 2113 nucleotides long. RefSeq names its product RNA-binding protein 4.1-like. The record is from RefSeq and is a predicted model, not a curated record. Lineage: Eukaryota; Metazoa; Chordata; Actinopteri; Pleuronectiformes; Paralichthyidae. Gene Ontology annotation, cellular component: nucleus. Gene Ontology annotation, molecular function: mRNA binding.
AUUCUCGCCUUCCAUCGUUCGGGUCGCUCACAUCGAAGCUGUGUUCCCACGCGUCUGCGAGCGAGAGUCCCGCGCGGCGUCUGUGUCUGAACUGGACUUUGUUUAGCUCCGUCGCACGCGACAAAAAUGGCUGUGUAGCUAACGUUAGCUCGCUAGCAGAUACGGUUGAACUGAACCGAGCCCGGCUAGCGGCUGCGCUAAUGGUCCAGGAAGUAACAGCACAGAGCGUCUCUCGUCUCCAGUCUUGUCUGUGUCAGCUGCUUUUGACCCGAAUACAAAGUUAAACGUGAGUAACAGCGGAAGUAAACACGGUCUGUGGUGACAGGACUGAGUAAUGUUUCCCUAUGGUGGCUCUUUAGCCUUCAGUCGCCUCAGCCCCUCUUGCAAAGGUCCACUGGAGCAGCCAUGGUGAAGAUUUUCAUCGGGAACCUGUCUCAGCACGCAGGGAAGGAAGAGGUUGAGGCUCUGUUCACGCAGUACGGCACGGUGACAGAAUGUGCCAAGUACAAGAACUAUGCUUUCGUCCACAUGGAGGACCGCAAGUGUGCCACCAAGGCCAUCCGCGAGCUGCAUCUCUACAAGCUGAACGGCAGGCCCAUCAAUGUGGAACUCAGCAGGGGGAAGAACCAGGGGCCGGUGAAGCUCCACGUUGCCAAUGUCGAAAAGGGAUUCGAUGAGGAGCUCCGCACCCUCUUUGAGGAGUACGGCACAGUCACAGAGUCGGCCAUCGUCAAGGACUUUGCCUUUGUGCACAUGUCCAAUUCGGACGAGGCCAUGGAUGCCAUCAAAGGUCUGGAUAACACAGACUUUCAAGGAAAGCGCAUUCAUGUUCAAAUAUCAAAAAGCAGACCCAGAGGGCCACCUGAGGAGGAGGCCUAUCCACCUCCGCCAGGCAGAGGAGGCUAUUAUCCUCCUCGCUACCCAGCAAUGGGGCCCGAGCCUCCCUACAGAGGCCGCAUGUCUGCUUACCCUCCUCCUCCUCCUCCGCCGCCCCCUCCCCUGAGACGAGCGGCGUACCCCGACCGUGGCUAUGGUGAGCGAGACGGUUAUGGGGUGGUCGAUUACUAUGAGAAAUACAGAGCCCGUCCUAGUGGCGCCGAUGACAGGCGUGCUAUCCCCCCUCCUCCACCUCCUCCCUCAGCGCUGGUCAGAGAACGUCUUGGAAUGGGGUCUAUUGAUCCGUAUGAGCGGCACCAGCCCCCAUAUGCUCCUCCCUCCUACAUGGCCAGAGACCGAAGCCCCAUCAGACGAGCACCCCCACCGCCUGCUAUGCCCGCAGGUAACGGCUUCUCCUAUGAGCGGACCAGGCUGUCUCCGAUGCCCAGAGCGCCGAUGUACGCAGCCCCCCGUCCCAGGGACUUCAUGGAGAGAGCGCCUCCCCCGCCACCACCACAACCUCGUUAUGCGGGCUAUUAGGCACCCAAGAGUAUAAUGCAAGGUUUAGAAUAUGACAAGAUCGUCAUUGUCUGCUGAUGCACGUGGCGCUAUGCAUCCCCCUCGUCUAUGGCGGAUUGCGUUGCGUUCGCCUGAGACUUACUGGAAGAUACUGUUUUGCGGACAGCCCCGUAUUUAAAAACAUACGAUUACAUGUCUACAGUUCACGUAUUUUUCAGAGCUGUUUAUGCUUUUUUUUUUUUUUCCUGUUUCUCUGCUUGUUUCACUGUUCAAAUCCUUAAAGUGUUUUUCAGAAUAGGAAGGUGCUUAGUCUACGCCAGUGUGAUGCAGUACUGCAAACACUCUUGCCUUUCAAUUUCUCUAAAUGGACAAGGCCUCUGGGAAACUGUGACAAACUUUCUUAAUAAGGGAAGAUUAUUGUGUUCAGACUAACGUUGGUGGUUUAUCACAAAAUGGUCAUCAAAAAUCGUUAAAAAGAAUUUAGCGUAGAAGUGCUUUAAUAUAAUACUUGGUGUGGCAGGCUGUACAAUAAUCUAAAAAAGUUGCGACACAUGUUAGCAUGACAAAUCAAAAGAUUCAGUGUGUUUUUGUUCUUUUUACACUUUGUGUUCAUCUUUUCUUGCGAAAACAGAAUCAUAGCACCGUUAUGUAUGAUUUUAUUUACUUUACAAGUUGCUUUUCUUCUGAAGGCUUUUUAAUAAACAACUGAAACCAAAAA